AUGCAGGAGAAAUCGCAGGGAGGAGAAACUGCUCCCUGGAAAAAGGCCUCUUCUUGCCAGAUCUGGGUCUGCACGACGUCUGCAGGAUGGGCACAUCUCUUUGAGGUGAGGAGUUGGCGAUUUUGUUGAGGUGCUCUCGAAUGCGGCAGCCUCUGAUGACAGCCAGACCUCAGCUAGGUCAUCACAGUACCUGCAAAGGAGUGUCUGUGUACAAAUCUCUUCAAAGUUCGCUGAGGACUGCGCCAGAGAGGAAGAUCAAGGCGUGCAGAUUCCAUUUCCUUGUCUGCGUGUUCACCGAUUGAUUGCCUUUGUGUGUGUGUCUGUGUGUGAGUGUGUGUCCUCCAGGGUCGUAGCGUGACUCAUACUGAGGCUUGGUGCAUCUUCAGCUUCCAGGCUGAACGAAAGUACGCGGAGCAACCAAUGCACGGAGUGCCGGUUGUCUCUUCUUCCUCCUCAGGUCCUCUCCAUCUGUCAGCCAGCCAGCCAUGCAUCGGUCACAAGAGGUCCUUCUCAGUCAGCUGCUGAUCGGCGCUCUCGUGUUCGUCGACUGGGCCAUCGUGGCCAAGCUCACCAUCGCCAUAUGCGCCCUGGUCUUCCUCCUCAACUCCCACCCCCUGGCCCGCUUGUGUGCCGUUAUCACCUGCGGCAUCGUGCUGAUACUGAAUCGGCUGAAGGAGCAUUUCCAGCGGCAAUCUACUAGGGCCGAGGAGGAAAGUGCGGGCGAGCCGAGAGCUCAGAGGAAUGACAGCAAUAAUGGGUGGGAGAAGGUGGAGAGGGAGGGGGCAUCGGACGAAGAGAGGAAGGACCGGUAGCGAGCCAGACAGGAUGGGAUGUGAUGUGAUGAGAGGGCGGGUAUCCAUAUGGUCUCGGUGCCCUUGUGUGUGUACAUACUCGGACCAGUGAGUGACACAAGAGAUCUUAUGACGGGCUGUGAUGCGACCUCCAUGUACCAUGCUGUAAUUAAUGAGACUGAUGACUGA
Messenger RNA from Vitrella brassicaformis, 980 nucleotides. NCBI's taxonomy places the organism in Eukaryota, Vitrellaceae. The record is from the annotation of a GenBank genome assembly.